AUGAGCACACAGAUCCGACGAAAACAGAGCUUUUGCGUGAUCCAGACGCAAAGUUCCAAGCCAGCAGCUGUUCCAUGUCACCUGCACAGGCAUCCUGAUUCGGACUAUCAACGCCGUCGCCAACAUAAUCAUGGGAAGAUGUGGAUUGGCCAGCAUCGCCAUUUGAUGAACCGCCAGCUGGUUAGAAUCAAACAGCUUCCACGGGCGUCUUUGUCCGAUUGUGAAAAGCUUGCCAGCAUCUCCCAUGACAAUGUUAUACGGCCAGAAUCUUUCUAUUACGAGCCUGAAAAUGACAAGUUCUUCAUCGUUUUCGAGUACCUGCAUCUCGAUCUGCUCGACCUUUUCCCCCUAUAUCCGGAAGAGGUAACCUGUAUAAUCAAACAGAUUGUUGCAGGCCUUUGCCAUCUCAAGAACCUCGAAAUCGUAUUUGGCAUCGAUAAUAUCCAAGUCAACGAAUACGGGUUGAUUAAGAUAGUGCUCGAUUGGAAUUGGGAGUUUUGUGCCGAUGGCAUUCUCUGCGAUGCGAACGAAGGCUACCUAGUUGUCUAUCUUGAAGGAGUCAUGACUACAAUGGCCCAAAGCUGUUUAGAUCUACCUGCAGAGGCUUUUAGUUUCCUUGCAGAUGGAGUAUUGCCUGAUCUUGAUAAUUCUUACAUCCGUGACGCUCCCGGGCCCCACGUGUUGAAGAGAGCCAUACAGUUCGCUAUCCGUGAACGAUUGCUUAUGAGCGACAGGCGUUGA
Messenger RNA from Fusarium poae, 741 nucleotides. RefSeq lists its product as uncharacterized. NCBI's taxonomy places the organism in Eukaryota, Fungi, Ascomycota, Sordariomycetes, Hypocreales, Nectriaceae. The transcript has 4 exons. The record is from RefSeq and is a predicted model, not a curated record. Bases 1 to 741 code for a protein of 246 amino acids.